Auxenochlorella protothecoides is the source of this 1395-nucleotide messenger RNA. RefSeq names its product Protein PHLOEM PROTEIN 2-LIKE A10. Bases 1 to 1395 code for a protein of 464 amino acids. The record is from RefSeq and is a predicted model, not a curated record. The transcript is spliced from 2 exons. NCBI's taxonomy places the organism in Eukaryota, Viridiplantae, Chlorophyta, Trebouxiophyceae, Chlorellales, Chlorellaceae.
AUGGCCACGACAGCCUCGCUCCCAGCCCUGCUCCAGCGACGACGCCGGGAGCUGCUCCUGGCGGCCGGCGUGGCAGUCAUCGGCUAUGCCGGCUACCGAGCAUACCACUCUGACACGGUAGCGGCCUGGCGGCGUGCCCUGGGGAGGCUGGGUUCCCUGCUGGACUCCGCCUCCGACACCCUGGCCUCCGGCUCCGACCUCACCGGCUGCCUGGUGAGGGAUGUGCGGGACUACCUGGGUUCGGAGGACGACGCCGCCCUGCCGCCCCGCCUGAGGCAGCUGGCAGCCCUGCUCCAGUCACCGGAGGUGGGGGCGGCCACGUCGCACACCGUCGCCGCCAUCUGGGCAGGCGUGCAGGACGGUUCCUCCUCUGGCAAAGAGUCCAUGGGCCCAGACCUGUUGGACCGCAUCCUGGCCGCCGUGAUGAGCGAGAAGGGGCAGUCCCUCGUGUCCCUGGCCGUGGCCCUGGGCGCCCGCAACCUGGCGGCUGGAGCCUGCGAGGCCCGGCGCGCCGCGCCGGGCGCUUCCCCCGCCGACCCCUGCGCCGCUCCCGCCGACCCUGACGCACUGGACCGCGUGCUGAGCUGGCUGGGCUCGGCCGGGGGCCAGCGCGCGGCGCGGCGCAUGCUGGGCACGCUGGCCGCCGCCGGCGUUGGCGUGUACUGCGACCGCACGCUGGACAUCAACGUCUUCGACCAGCUGCUCGCCGCACUGGCCUCGCGCGCGGAGCACAUGGGCGUGGCGCGCGCCUGCAUCAGCACGAUGGCCCGCGAGACGGUGCGCGCCGCGGUGUUCCCGCCGCUGCACUCCCGCGCGGGCCGGAGCAGCGGCUCCGCCUCGCCGGGCAGCGCGGCGGGGCGGUCCUCCGACGCCGGCGCCAGCCCCGCCGCCAGCGCCAGCGGGGACGCGGCGGGCGAGACGCUGCGCCGCCUGGCCAGCCUGUCCGCCUUUGACGACGGCGGCGCGGCGGCCACCAAGGCCGGCGACGCGGGCAGCCCGCGCUCCGUGCGCACGCCGCCGGCGUUCGCCGAGGCGCGGCCCCGCCUCGGACCGGCGCACGGCGACCGGGCUGGACAUGGUUCAGGCAUGUGCGACGAGGAGUCGGCCGACGUCCGGCAGAUUGCCGCGCCGGACUCAGCAGCAGCGGCCAUGGGGCAGCCCGACGGCGAGCCGGCGUGGGCGAAGACUGCCACGCGCUCCCUCCUCUCGGUGGCCAGGGAUCCCGACGGUCGUGCGCUGGUGGCCGCGGCGGCCGGUGCGGCCGCGCGCGAGGGCGUCGCGGCCGCUGCGGAGGCGCUGCAGCAACCCGCGGUCGCCGCCGUCCUGGCCGCCGCAUUUGUGGCCCUGCUGGCCAUGCAGCUCCUCGCGCGCCUGGUUGCCACUCUCCUCUUUUGA